Acaulospora morrowiae is the source of this 492-nucleotide messenger RNA. The record is from the annotation of a GenBank genome assembly. Lineage: Eukaryota; Fungi; Glomeromycota; Glomeromycetes; Diversisporales; Acaulosporaceae.
AUGAAUGCCGAUGCCGGGAUGUUAAAUCAAGAAAACGGUGACAUGAUGGCAAAACAAACAAACAGAACACUAGACCUUGCCAACGAGAUACCAACUGUACAAAAGAACACAGGCAAAUAUCUAGGAGAAACAACAGAAUAUUUCGAUGAUGACAAAGUCUAUCAAAUCAAAGUGAAAAUGACCAUCCAUCACAACCCAGGAGAAGGACACAAACUCAUACAUACGAAUCUGAUAGUCAUAAGCAUGAAAGAAGAAAAAUCAGUACAAAUAACGAGCGACAGGAAGAAUGACAAGAGCAUAAGCUGCAGCAAUACCCCUUUAGAAGCCCCGAACUCAGAGAAAAUGACGACCAGCCACCCAAGUAAGGAUCUGGAGGAAUGCCUCGACAAUAAUGGAAUCCUAAAGACCAAAAAUGAUGAGAGCAACAACAGUGAAGAGGAAGAUAAUGCUGGAGGAUGCCUCGAAGGCGAAAAAAAGACAGCACUUAUGUGA